This is a messenger RNA of Centruroides sculpturatus (bark scorpion), 1315 nucleotides long. RefSeq lists its product as uncharacterized. NCBI's taxonomy places the organism in Eukaryota, Metazoa, Arthropoda, Arachnida, Scorpiones, Buthidae. The coding region runs from base 368 to 1315 and encodes 315 amino acids. The record is from RefSeq and is a predicted model, not a curated record. The transcript has 2 exons.
CAAUAUGAUUUGGGUAUUUUUAUUAAAAUGUCUAGCUGUAAAUUUGAAUUUUAAGUUGGCAACACUACUUUUAAUUAAUAUAUAUGCAGAUGCGGAUUGGAUGUCAUUUGAAUAUUUUAUGUAGUGAUGUGACAAAACAAGUCUUACACAUUGCUAUCUGAUCUGGUUCAUCUGAUUUUAAUAUUAUUAUUCAAGGUUUGUGUUUUUCUACAUUCUUAAAUUAUAAUGACAUGGAAACAAAUAAGGUUUAAUCUCCAAUGGCUGGAUCCAGCUAUUCAUCCAGAACUCAAUUCCUGGUUAGGAACUAUAAAAGAAGAUUAUACAAAAACAUUUUGCUGCAAUUGUUGUAAAGUUUUCUUUAAGUAAUAUGGAAAAGCAUGCAUUAGUAUCACAUGCAAAUAGUUCUAGUCAUGUUGAAAUAGAAAGAUUGAAGUCGGAACAAACUUCACUGAUAAGGUUUUUAACCCCAACAAAUUCAAGCUCUUCUAAUAGUCAACAAAAUGUGUGUGAAACGGCUUCUGUUGUAGAAGAUAGAUCUAUGAUCACUAAUGAACAGUCUGUCACCAAAUCAACAUUUCUUAGCAGCACAUUGACACCUUUUGUGAUAAAAGAUGAUGUAAUAAAAGCAGAGAUAACUUGGGCAUUGGCAGUUGUAAAGAAAAAGAUGUCACUCAAUUCAUGCUCUGAUAUUAAAAACAUUUUCAAAAAAAUGUUUCCUGACAGUGCUAUAGCCAUGCAAUUUCAAUUGGGUCCAGAUAAAGCUUCCUAUAUAAUAAAUUAUGGCCUAGCCCAUUAUUUCAGAGAAAAAUUGAUUAAUGCUGUUACAAGUUGCGAUAAUAUUACUAUCUCCUUUGACGAAUCACUAAACAAAGUUGCUCAAAGAACUCAAAUGGAUCUUGUGAUAAAAUACUGGGACGAGAGUAAAGAUAAGGUUAUGACCAGAUAUUUAAAUAGUGUCUUUCUGGAUCAUAGUACAGCAGAUGAUCUUCUCUCUGCAUUUCUCAAUGGUCUUUCAGAAAUUCAUCUUGAUCUAGCAAAAAUUCUUCAUAUCUGUAUGGACGGACCAAAUGUAAACAUAAGUUUUCUGAAUAAAUUAGAAGAUCACAUGGAGACACAGAACAUUGGUAAAUCAUUUGUGAGAAUGGGAACAUGUGGUUUACAUGUAGUCCAUGGUGCUGUAAAAGCUGGUUUUAAAGUAGUAGAUUGGAAUUUGUUACCACUGCUACGGAAUUUGCAUCUUGAAUUAUAUUCUUGUUCAGGUAGAAAUCAACAACUGUUUUCUGUUGUUGAAAAAGAUCAAUUCCUCUCUACCUGA